GAUGCGGAAUAUUUUGGAGGUGACGUUUUUUGUAGUGUUUCUAAGCAUUUGUGUUGCUGACAUCGUCGUCAAUACCAACAGUGGAAACAUUGACGGUACACGAAUUCGUGUGCUUGGCAGGUUUGUAAACCAAUUCUAUGGUAUUCCAUACGCUAAGCCUCCACUGAAUGAUCUACGCUUCCAGAAACCCCAGCCUCCCGAUAAUUGGACCAGCACGCUCAUUACCCAGAGGCCUCCAGCAUCAUGUCUUCAGCUAUCCAACCUUCCGACUCAGACAGAAGUCUACAGGCAAAACCCGACAACGUUCAGUGAAAACUGUCUGUAUCUUAACAUGUGGGUUCCUGUCAACUCAGCUUUAAAGGCUACAGUCAUCUACAUCCAUGGUGGUGGGUUUGAUCGUGGCAGUGCAAUAUAUGAGCUAACUGACGGUAAAUACCUGGCCGCAGAAAACAACGUCAUCGUUGUGACUAUCAACUACAGACUCGGACCGCUUGGGUUCGCCUACUUGGGACCUGACACAAUUCCUGGAAACAUGGGGCUGUGGGACCAACACAUGGCGCUGACGUGGAUUAAAGACAACAUUGGCAACUUCGGCGGGAGUCCCAGCGAAAUUUCCUUAUUUGGACAAGGAACUGGAGCCGCCUGUGUUGGUUUCCAUUUGAUGUCGCCAGCUUCAUGGGACCUGUUUGAUUUUGCAGUCAUGCAGAGCGGUUCUCCUACUGCCUACUGGUCUCACACCGACGCAGACACCGCCAGAAACAAUGCUAUGAAGCUUGGAGAGCUCAACGGUUGCUCCGCUGCCUCGGAUCAAGAUCUCCUCCAGUGUUUCAAAGACGCAGACCCGCAGGCUUUGAUUGACAGCCAGUCGAUGAUCGCGUCGCGCGGUUUCCCCUUCGUCCCAGUCAUCGAUGGUAUGUUCCUGUCGGACUCACCAAUGGCAAUAUUGAAAUCAGGUUACUACAAGAACACAUCCAUCAUAGCUGGGGUAAUGAAAGAUGAAGCCACUCUGUUCAUGAACCCCAUCGUAGCCGAUCUCUUACGUCCGACUCCUGUUCCUGAUUCCCUCACGCUCACAGAGGCUCAGUACAAUGACAUCCUGGACAUUGUCUUCAACGCUACAGAUAUCCAGCGAUUCCAGGAGAAUCUUACCAUGUACUAUGGGAGCUUGGAGACUCCAGGAACGACUCCGGACUACGUGGAACUCCUGAAGAACCUCUGGAGCGAUCUGGACUUCAAAUGCCCAAUUAUUGAUUUUCUUCACUACUACUCCGUCAACAACCCGUCUUACCUCUACAGCUUCGAACAUCGGAUCACUCUCAACCCUCUGCCUGCUUGGGUUGGUGCCCCUCACACCUAUGAGUUGGAGAGCGUGUUUGGGUUGCCCUUGGAUUCAAGUUUCUCAUUCACUAACGACGAGAAGACCCUGUCGAGGAGAACCAUGACAUACUUCACUAACCUGCCGAAGUCAGGCCAGCCAAACCAACCCGACUCGGUACCUGUGACAUGGCCAGAGUACAGCUCCAACAACAGACAUGUAAAGUUGGACAUAAUCUCGCUCUCAACCGUGCAAGGGCUGCAGUACCAGCAAUGCUUCUUCAUCCGCGAGUUCCUGCCGCUCCUUGAGAGGAAGAUUAUCGUUAUUGGAGGAGGAGGCUCCUCUGAAGCAGAAGCUGUGCAGGUCAGCAUUGCGUCUCUCCUUGUUGGGAUGCUGAUGGUCCGAUUUCUCUGAAACUUUGGAAUCGACGCAGCGCCAAAGAUGCCAGAAUGGGAAUCCUAAUUUCACUGAAGUGGCCCAAGAGGGCGGAUAAUUUACUCUCUAGGAACUACCUCA
Molecule: messenger RNA, 1831 nt
Organism: Haliotis rubra (blacklip abalone)
Lineage: Eukaryota; Metazoa; Mollusca; Gastropoda; Lepetellida; Haliotidae
Product: cholinesterase-like
Exons: 3
Coding region: 2-1729 (575 amino acids)
Biological process (GO): choline metabolic process; acetylcholine catabolic process
Cellular component (GO): plasma membrane
Molecular function (GO): acetylcholinesterase activity
Source: RefSeq, a predicted model, not a curated record